AUGUCAGCGUUGAACAACGAGCAAGUGCAGCAAAGGCAAGGUACGGCCGCCCAAGAUGGCGCCAAUUUAGUGAUCAACGCCACCACCGGCUUUGCGGGUCCCCCCACCAGCGAGGCUGGUGGCAUCACUUUCCCACCACUCCCCAACCGAACUUCUCCACCGGCCGGCAGCCCCGCCACUGGAGCGGCGGUGGUUACCACCGCCAUCCAGCAGAACAUAACUCCAUUGCAGCAACAGAUGGCAGAGCAGAGCCAGCUUUUGGCCUCCAUGGCCAAGGUAAUAACAGCGGGUCAAAAUCCGGCAGCCACUGUGCUGUCGCCAGCCCAGGCCGCGGCGGCAUCGGUCGCACCCGACAAGGCUAAAAGGAGCAAAGAGAAAAGGAAGAAGAAGGAAGAAAGCUCCAGCUCGAGUUCAUCAUCAAGCAGCGACGACGAAGCUCCAGAGAGAUUGCGGCGCCUGGUGGACCGAAUCGAGGCCCAACAGCCCACUGACCCGUCGGGCUUCCGCAAGCAAAUUUUCCAUGGUUUUGCCACGCAGGGCAAACUGGCUUUAGCAUUGCUGGCAGAGGAUCCGCCGAAUGUCAAGGGCGCCACUAAGGUUCUCAAGCCUUUGAUUCGCCGUGCGGAGGUCGGCAUGGCGGUCACUAACACCUUGGCGGCCGAGCCGCGCAUUGGCCUCGCUGCCGCCGACAUCUGCUUCAGCAUUUUGUGUAAUGAGGACAAGUUCCGGGACAAGACAAAACCCCGGAAAUUGGUAGACGGCGUCGAGGACCAAGCGCUAAAGCGCGCUGCCAGCCGCUCAGUCGGUCUUACCGAGCGUUUGCUGGAGCUAGGUGGCUACCGCAGACAGCCAGUAUCAGUAGAUGAAGAUGUAGGACCGCUCCUCCGACCGGUUCAAUGGACGCAACGUGGCGGGUACCUCUCGGGUCCUCUGACCGGUACACGAGAAGCUCCAGUGCAUUCGCUGUCCUACGCGGCUUUCCGCACACGACUGCUAAAAAUGGUACCCUUGGCUGGCAUCAAGAGAAACAUUACGGCACACUCCAUGCGUAUAGGCGGGAACAGCACGGCAGCGGACCGUGGAGUGCCGGCAGAACUGCGCAAGGCUCACGGCCGUUGGCGCACGGACGCCAUGGUACAGCACUACACGCGGCGCGACACUGCAGCCAAACUCGAAGUCUCCCGCCGCCUAGGCCUCGCCGUUUCAGGCACCUCCGCACCGGGCUCGGCUAGCGGCGGACAG
Messenger RNA from Volvox carteri f. nagariensis, 1242 nucleotides. RefSeq lists its product as uncharacterized. Gene Ontology annotation, molecular function: DNA binding. Gene Ontology annotation, biological process: DNA recombination; DNA integration. The transcript has 3 exons. The record is from RefSeq and is a predicted model, not a curated record. NCBI's taxonomy places the organism in Eukaryota, Viridiplantae, Chlorophyta, Chlorophyceae, Chlamydomonadales, Volvocaceae. The annotation marks the transcript as partial.